AUGCCAAAGAAUAAUGACGGUUAUUCGAGGUUGGGAGUGGCCAGCAGUGGCAAGAGUCCAACCUAUGCGCGUUGGUCGUCGACCACAAUGUCUUCCGUCGCCUCAACUUCGACAGAAAUAAACCGACCACCCGCAAAACGCGUACGAUACCUCACAGAUGAUUCUUCAUACACGACCUCAUCCACCGCGGCCCUUAUUCAGCGAGAGGCAGAAGAGCGAGCUACACAAGAACUAGAGGAACAACGUAGGGCAUCAAGGCAACGCGUUCUUUCCGUUUGGGAGAGUCUUGCGGCUCGAUAUUCGCGCGAGCUUGAUAACGAUGAUAUUGUUGACCUCGAAUCUUUGACUGUUAUCCAGGACAGUGGGACGCUCAAAGCGAUUCGCGAAGUGCCGUUUGGCUCGCUGGCCGCUCAAGACGACAGUGACAGCGAAAAUGAUGAAGACGAAGAUGAAUUGGGUACUUGGGAUGAUGAACGCCAUUCAGCUCAGACGGCUUGGAUUCGGCUACAGUUGAGUAGGCAGGGGCCACCGCUCACUGAAGAAGAUCAAAAGGACCUCCAAGAAUUUCUUCGAGCUGAACAAGAGAGAAAACAAACGGGAGAACCACUAGACGACAUUUACGAAUUCAGCGAUGAAGAGCAGCCCAACAGGGGGGCCUCGAAAAUCCGAAUGCCACCUAAUGAAGAUACAGGAGACGAAGAGGAAGAAGAUGUAUCCGAAAGAGGUGACGUAAAUGCACGUCGAGAUGAAGAGGAGGAAGACGACUCUGCCUCAUCUUUUCGUCCAACUCCCUCUGAAGGAAGAGCCAGUAGUCCCGGCUCCGCCAACGAAGGAGAGAAUUUGGAACCGGAAGAGGUGGAACUGAUUGAAAACGCUCCUGGUCCGGAAGAUCUUGUUCACCGACCAGCCCCUCAACCCAAUCGUCGUCCAACGCCAGAAUCCGAUGAUGCCCACCCCAGUAGCGACGACGAAAUUGGAGAUCCCGCACCACAUCCUUUCACUCUGCAAAUCACUCGCCAUUCCGGCAAUCCACAGCUGUCGACCCCACCUACGUCAAAAUCGAGUGCGCUAUCAACUUCCUCGGACGUAUUUUCGUCUGCCCUCAAAUCCGUUUCUCCAGAGCGAAGCACUUCACCCCGUAAAGUCCGUUUCACCAAGCCCUCGAAAAGAGGCAGAAAACCAAAUGUGAAUCUGCGAGAGAAAUAUGCUUCGAUAAUAGCAUCUCUCAAAG
This is a messenger RNA of Acaulospora colombiana, 1231 nucleotides long. Lineage: Eukaryota; Fungi; Glomeromycota; Glomeromycetes; Diversisporales; Acaulosporaceae. The record is from the annotation of a GenBank genome assembly.